GGGAUCUGUCAUCUGUCACAGUGUUCCGUCUGUUUCCGUCAAGAGCCCGGGUUCAGACCAGAGCCGCUCAUCCCGCACAUUUACAGCCAGUGCGAUUUAUCUUUUGAGUUGCCAGCCCUCUCUUCAAAAAGCGCCCACCACGCAUCGCCCCGUUUGCCACUGCGAGCUCCCGCCCCAGGCCGCGGACAAUUUGCACCCAUCAGCUCAGCACCUCAGCUGUGCUACACCCGGAAAAAACACCGGCUCAUACCACCAAAACCAGGCAAACAAAACGAAACAAAACGAAACAAAACAAAACACAAAUACAGAAAAACACAUACACAUACACAAACACACAUACACAAACACACAUACACAAAUACACACACACACACACACACACACUAUGCUGCCCCUCGAUGCCAUUGUCAUCGGCGCAGGCGUCGUGGGCCCUGCGUUGGCCACGGCCCUCGCCAGACAGGGCCACAAGGUGUUGAUCAUCGAGCGUGACUGGUCCGAGCCAGACCGCAUCGUCGGCGAGUUGAUGCAGCCCGCCGGCGUCAAGGCGUUGCGAGAGUUGGGCUUGGUCCAGGCGUUGAACAACAUCGACGCCCGCCACGUCGACGGCUACUACAUCAAGUACCACGGCACGUCCAUCGUCAUCGACUACGCCAGCAAGGAAACGUGCCAGAAAACCGCGCCCGUGGUGCCGGUGCCCGACUGCGUGUUCGGCGGCAACGACAAGUUGAGCACGCACGACCCCGUGCUCCUGGCCAAGGACUGGGACGCGGCCGAAAACGUGCGGGGCGUGUCCUUGACGCACGGCAAGUUUCUCCUGAACCUCCGGCGCAUCGUGCGCAGCGAGCCCAACGUGACGUGGGUCGAGGGCACGGCCACGGCGUUGCUCCGUGCCCCCGGCCGGCCGCAGAGCGUGGUGGGCGUGCGGGUCAAGACCGCCGACGGCUCGGUCCACGAGUACCGCGCCAAAAUGACCUUUGCCUGCGACGGCAUCUACCUGAAGUUCCGCAAGGAGCACCUGCCAACCAACGUGCCCACCACGGGGCUGUACUUUGUCGGGCUCGCGUUGCACCACGCCGAGUUGCCGGCGCCCAACCACGGCCACGUGAUCUUGGGCAGCCACGCGCCCGUCUUGGUGUACCAGGUGUCGGCCGCCGAGACCCGCAUGCUCUGCGCGUACCGCUCCACGCGGCCGCCGUCGCUGGCCAACGACGACUUUGUCCAGUACUUGCGCACGCAGGUGUUGCCCAACUUGCCGCGCGAGCUCCACGCCAGCUUCGAGGCCGCGGUGGCGGCCCGCCUGUUCCGCGCCAUGCCCAACCAGUACCUCACGGCGCCGGAGCAGGGCCGCGGCAACGAGGGCUUCGUCAUGUUGGGCGACGCGCUCAACAUGCGCCACCCGCUCACGGGUGGCGGCAUGACCGUGGGCCUCAACGACACGGCGCUCCUCGCGCGGCUCUUGCACGGCGUGGACCUCGGCGACCAGCGGCUCGUUGACCAGAAGCUCCGCCUCUUCCACCGCAAGCGCAAGAACCUAGACGCGGUGAUCAACGUGUUGUCCAUCGCCUUGUACUCGCUCUUCGCGGCCGACACGCGCGGCCUCCAGGUUCUCCAGCGCGGCUGCUUCGAGUACUUCUUGCUCGGCGGCGACUGCGUGGACGGGCCCAUGGGCUUGUUAUCGGGCAUGAUGCCAUUCCCGAUGAUGCUCUUCAACCAUUUCUUCUCCGUGGCAUUCUACGCCAUCUACGUGAACUUCGUGGCACGCGGCGUCACGGGCUUCCCCGUGGCGCUCUACGAGGCCUUCGAUGCGUUCUACUCGGCGGUCGUGGUAUUCACACCCUACUUGUGGAAGGAGUUGGUGCGGUAGCGGGACGUGCACUGGUCCUGAUUUAGAAACUACGAACUGUGCGGGGACGGCCCUGUGACGCCGCCUUCGUGGUGUGCGCCGCAUAGAUACUACGAACUGUUCCGGGCGUCCCAAGGCUGCACGCCGCCCCACGGACUCUAAUAAGAUUCAGUUAUACUGGGCCAAAUCCCUGUAGCUUGUGUUUUCGGAUUGCUGCUUGCGUGUCGUUGAUUUUUCCUGUGGCCCAGCGUCAAGUAGUCUGGACGGGGCUCAUCUCACCCGCUUCUCUGUGCUCCAGCGCCAGGUCUCUUUAACAGCCGGCUGUGUUCGAUGCACGAUACUCUAGCCCGUGCAGUUGGCCUGUACGUUCGGAAGUCACUGCCGAUAGUACCACCGAUUACAAGCCGCCACCUUGCUUUCCCAAGAAUGAUAUUUCCGAAGCUCG
Molecule: messenger RNA, 2288 nt
Organism: Metschnikowia bicuspidata var. bicuspidata NRRL YB-4993
Lineage: Eukaryota; Fungi; Ascomycota; Pichiomycetes; Serinales; Metschnikowiaceae
Gene: ERG1
Product: squalene monooxygenase
Exons: 2
Coding region: 386-1864 (492 amino acids)
Biological process (GO): ergosterol biosynthetic process
Cellular component (GO): membrane; endoplasmic reticulum
Molecular function (GO): squalene monooxygenase activity; FAD binding
Source: RefSeq, a predicted model, not a curated record